AUGGGUGAGCGCGACCGCGAUUCCGCAGGCUACGGCUCGCAUGAACGACCUCUGUAUCGACCAGACAAAUCGCAAUGGACGUUCGAGCGCUCUACUGCCUCUGCAACAUCUCUUUACGCGGUCGGAUCACCACGGACUGUUCAUCACCAAGAGGACUCCGAGCUUCCAGCCCAUGAUGAACCGAGCAAAGCGCCACCAUCUGCGCGGCUAGUGAGCCAGACUAAAGCUCUCCUAGCGAGAGCCCCGGAGCUGCAAGCAGCUUCUGAUUUACUUGCACCACUUGCUCGAGUAUCUGACGUGAUCACACAAGCAACGGACCGCCAUGACCCUGGAAGGUCGAAUCUCCUUGUCUCAACAACAGUAUCCGACAAGGCCGUUAGAAAGCCCGCACGUAUCGUGGCGUAUGUCUCCGGAUCGACAGGAAGCGAUCUGAGGGUCUCACAAAUCCAGCUUCCACGGCAAGGGUGGGGCAGCGUGCACCGUCCAUGCCUUCGUGUCCCCACUGUGCACGGCGAAAGUACGAAAUGGAUAGGCCCCGGCGCACCUAUACAAGGACUUGUUUCUGGGCAUCCGGAUGGCCGAGGGAACACGUAUUUAGCUGUUCGCCUUCCGACUAAAACAGUGGUGCUUAGACCGGUGAUGAGCCAUGCACCUAGCUAUACGGAGUCCCGCCUGGAAACACACUCUGUGUAUGAGUUCACCUACCCGGAGACCGGAGAGACACCUCACGCCGACGUUGCAUUUGACCCAUGGUUUACCCGCCGAAUCGCUUUCGUUGACCGGACCAAUCUGUGGUCAGUCUGGCAGCUGCCUGGCGAGAAAGGAGCCGGACCAAAGCGCGUAUGCCAAGGUUCGCUCCACAAUGACGCUAGCCAUGACAAUGCGCAAGCUGUUGACGACGGCUGGGCACGCAUUGCCUGGGUCUUUGAUACGACCCUCAUCGCAGUGUGCAACAGAUGUCAGCUGAAAAUCUUCGAAGUCUCAGAAGGCUUCUUCUUCGAAACUUUCAACUACGAUGUUGCCCUAGAGAGCGGGUCUGGAUGGAUCUUGGACAUGGCCGCUCUGGAACAGACUCCUCGCAUCCUCUGCAUACUGACGACAGAGCAUCUGGUGGUCUACAGCAUCAACAGGCGGCCUGGAUCAAACCUUGUGGUCCACCGAUCUAUUGCGAUCCGUCACUACCGCAACCCGGAGGACAUAACCUUAUGUCUGCGCCUUGUCGAGACCAAGCAAGACACUGCUGUCAUUAUCUUCUCAACCGCCACUCCAACGAUUACCGUAUACACUCUGGACAUCUCAGAUGAAACAUUCGUUACCACGGACGACGCUGUCGAGCUCGUCCUUUCGCGGUUCCUACCAGAGAACUCUGCGUCACAUCGAAUCGUGGAUCUGUACCUCAGCGAAGGCUUCUACGACCAACUGGAAGGUCAAUCCAUCGACGAGCACGACGCCGAAAUGCCUCGCCUCUACAGCAUCUUCUCUCUGGAUAGCGCUUCGGCACUGCACGAAUGCAUGUGUGCCACUACACCACAUCUCAGUCCACCAACAUGGCGAAAGGCUCUCCCCAAAAGCGUCACCAGAGUCGCGAACGACGACUUCAUGGUCGAUGAUGACGAUGUCGAAAUCGCUGCAGAGUCUGCCCAGCUUGCACGACCACAGUCUGCAUACGUCCAACGUCGACGGGCAGAAGCGCUCCCUACCACCGGAGAUGAGUGGACGAUCGGCUACAAACUCAGCGUUCGCCAGCUCAAUGAUGUGGAUGUCUCACAGGUCACCAAUGUCGAUGAAGUCUUGGAAGAAACGCGCGAUGCUUUACGCAAUGAGAAUAGUGUACAUGAUACGCCACUCAAGACGAUCAGAGAGCUUACAGACGGCGAGUUGACCAUCUCCAACCUCGGGCGUAGUAAUCAACAGCUCAACAGUCUCAAGGUGAUUGCUGUGAAUGGGAUGCGUGGGGAUGCUGAAGUGGACGAGCCUCGAAGGCGGCCAACUCUCUGUCCCGUAGCACCUCCACCAGCUCUCGAGCUCCCGGCCAAUGCUCACUCCGAGCCCUUCUCGGUCUACGAUCAGGCAGCGCAAAAAGUCUUCACAAGCCAUUUGCCUGACGACCUCCCAGAGUUGGUGCGGCACACCAGAGAACACCUGGCACAACGCAUGGGUGUAGAGCUAGCACUCGCUAGCCAAGUCUUUCGCCUCGAAAGCGCAGAGCCAGUGGAAGAACCGGAGCAAGAGCCACAAAGCCAGGAAUGGAAGCUGCCACUGCGUUCAGCGCCUGCCUCCUACUCGCAGCAGCCUGGCCCGACCAUCGAUGCCAAAUUCUCGAGCCAGCUGCAAGGUUCGAGUCAAUCGCAAGUCUGCCCCGAGCUUCAGCCACCUCCGCUACCUACCCCUUCGGCAUCAACAUCCGCACCUCAAUCAAGCGCAACGGGCACCAGCUACUCGACCGCCCAAACAUCGCAAUCCCUCGCCCGCCUAAGCCGCUACACCGCAUUCACCAACGCAACGACCACACCAACUCUUCCCCGCCGCCUCAACCGCGUCCUCACCCAUUGGAACCUCGGCGACAACCCUUCAACCUACGACUGGCGCACCACCAGCCACACCAUCUCCCAAAACGAGAACGCCGGUCUCUCCAACGAAGACAUGACCGAGCGCGAACGUCAGCGUGUUCAGCGCCGUGCAGAGCGGAACUUGCGUCGCCAGCGCCGCGAGGCAGAGGAGAGUCAAAAACAGCAAGCGCUUAGUAGCCAGGCGCCGUACGUUGUGAGCGCGAGUCAGCCGAGAGCGGCGGCGCAGGCGAUGAGUCAAGGGACGCAGCGGGUGAAGGUGGGGAGUCAGAGUCAGGGGAUGAGCCAGGAGCAGAUGGUGGCUAGUCAGGUUUUGCCUGGCAGGCAUGGGGGCAGGGGGCCGGCGAGGAAGAAGAGGAAGUCUGGGUUCUGA
Saxophila tyrrhenica is the source of this 2940-nucleotide messenger RNA. RefSeq lists its product as uncharacterized. Gene Ontology annotation, cellular component: RNA polymerase I core factor complex. The coding region runs from base 1 to 2940 and encodes 979 amino acids. Gene Ontology annotation, molecular function: RNA polymerase I transcription regulatory region sequence-specific DNA binding; RNA polymerase I general transcription initiation factor binding. The record is from RefSeq and is a predicted model, not a curated record. The transcript is spliced from 2 exons. Gene Ontology annotation, biological process: nucleolar large rRNA transcription by RNA polymerase I. Lineage: Eukaryota; Fungi; Ascomycota; Dothideomycetes; Mycosphaerellales; Extremaceae.